Molecule: messenger RNA, 2676 nt
Organism: Musca vetustissima
Lineage: Eukaryota; Metazoa; Arthropoda; Insecta; Diptera; Muscidae
Gene: fz2
Product: frizzled-2
Exons: 1
Biological process (GO): canonical Wnt signaling pathway; non-canonical Wnt signaling pathway
Cellular component (GO): plasma membrane
Molecular function (GO): Wnt receptor activity; Wnt-protein binding
Source: RefSeq, a predicted model, not a curated record
AUGACAUCCUCGUCAAUGAGAACACCUGCAAUAAUGACAGCUCUAACAAAUCUCUGGCGAAGGCAUUGCCUACUCUCUUCUUCACUACUCAUCGCGUUACUGAUCUUCUCCCUCUCUCCACACACAUGUCACGCCGACGGCCUGCAACACAUGGGCGAUAAUGGUGGUGGUGCCGGCGGCGUCGGCGGUGGAGUUGGUGGCCUUGGCAAUAUGGGCAUGGGCGGGCUACAUUCAAUGGAAGUCAGCCCGGCGCCUGGUUUUGGACUUCCCGCAAUACCCAAAGAUCCCAAUUCAAGAUGUGAAGAAAUCACCAUACCCAUGUGCAGGGGAAUUGGUUACAACAUGACCUCUUUCCCCAAUGAAAUGAAUCAUGAAACACAGGAUGAAGCUGGCCUGGAGGUCCAUCAAUUUUGGCCAUUGGUGGAAAUUAGAUGUUCAGCGGAUUUAAAGUUUUUCCUGUGCUCUAUGUAUACACCCAUCUGUUUGGAGGAUUAUCACAAGCCAUUGCCAGUGUGUCGUUCGGUUUGCGAACGUGCCCGAGCAGGAUGUGCCCCCAUUAUGCAGCAAUAUAGCUUUGAGUGGCCAGAACGUAUGGCCUGCGAACGUUUACCCUUUCAUGGUGAUCCAGAAAAUCUUUGUAUGGAACAGCCUUCAUAUACGGAUUCCAGUUCUUCGGGUGGUUCCGGUGGAGCGGGUGGCUCUUCCUCAUCUGGCUCGGGUCGUGGAGAUGGUUCAAGCGGUGGUGCUGGUGGCUCAAUGUCCGGUGGUGGUGGCGGCGGCAGCGGCGGCAAACGUGGCAAACAAUCAGGCAGCUCCUCCGGUUCCCAAAAAUGCAAAGGAAAAAAUUCAAAAAACUGCCAAAGCUCCCUAGGAGAAAAAACAAACGCAAAGGAAUGCACAUGCUCAUGUCGCCCACCACUAAUACUCCUGGGGAAGGAAGCCCAAAUGAUGCAACCACCGACAAUGCACUAUCCCUGGUACAUGAACUCGACUGUGUCAAGAAUCGCCGGCGUUCAAAAUUGCGCCAUACCCUGCAAGGGCCCGUUCUUCACAAACGACGAAAAGGAGUUCGCCGGCAUAUGGAUAACCCUGUGGUCGGGUCUGUGCUUCUGCAGCACCCUAAUGACACUGACCACGUUCAUCAUAGACACCGAAAGGUUUAAAUACCCCGAGAGGCCCAUAGUUUUCCUCUCGGCCUGUUACUUCAUGGUAUCGGUUGGGUAUUUGUCAAAGAAUUUCCUGCAGAAUGAGGAGAUUGCCUGUGAUGGCCGUUUGUUGAAGGAGAGUUCAACGGGACCCCACUCCUGUACCCUGGUGUUUUUGAUGACCUAUUUCUUUGGCAUGGCCUCAUCGAUAUGGUGGGUGAUUUUGAGUUUCACCUGGUUCCUGGCUGCUGGUCUGAAAUGGGGUAAUGAGGCCAUUACCAAGCAUUCGCAGUAUUUCCAUUUGGCGGCGUGGUUGAUCCCCACUGUGCAAUCGGUGGCGGUGUUAUUGCUCCCAGCUGUGGAUGGUGACCCCAUUUUGGGUAUCUGCUAUGUUGGCAACCUGAAUCCGGAUCAUCUGAAGACCUUUGUCUUGGCUCCCUUGUUUGUGUAUCUCGUCAUUGGCACCACCUUCCUAAUGGCUGGUUUUGUCUCUCUCUUCCGCAUCAGAUCUGUCAUCAAGCAGCAGGGUGGUGUGGGAGCCGGCGUUAAGGCAGAUAAAUUGGAAAAGCUCAUGAUCCGCAUUGGCAUAUUUUCGGUGUUGUACACCGUCCCGGCCACAAUUGUCAUUGGCUGUUAUUUGUAUGAGGCUGCAUAUUUUGAGGAUUGGAUCAAGGCCCUGGCCUGCCCUUGUGCCCAGAUAAAGGGUCCGGGCAGGAAACCCCUCUACUCUGUACUGAUGUUGAAAUACUUUAUGGCCUUGGCGGUGGGCAUAACAUCCGGCGUAUGGAUAUGGUCUGGCAAGACAUUGGAAAGUUGGCGACGUUUCUGGAGACGUCUGUUUGGCCAGCCGGAUCGCACCGGUGCCAAUCAGGCUCUCAUCAAACAACGCCCACCCAUACCACAUCCCUAUGCUGGCUCUGGCAUGGGUAUGCCAGUAGGAUCCGCGGCCGGAUCACUGCUGGCAACCCCAUACACCCAGGCGGGCGGUGCCUCGGUGGCCUCCACCAGCCAUCACCACUUGCACCAUCAUGUUUUGAAACAGCCUGCCGCCAGUCAUGUAUGACAUGGAGAGUCAGGCGGAGCUUCAACGAUGGGCGGUGGUGGCGGCGGCGGCGGCAGUACAAUUGGCGGCGGUAGCGUGCUGGGUGGUCAUGGUGGUGGUGGCGGCGGUACGCUAAUGAGCACGGCGGGUAAUAGUACAGUUGGCGGCGGCAGUGGCAUGCACGGUGUUGGUGGUGUUGGGGCUCCUCCUGGCAGUUUAAUGCAUGGUAGUGUGGGUGGUGGUGGUGGAAAUGGGGGCGGGGGCAUGAACACGCCCGGCAAUGUCUAUGGCAAUGGGGGCGGUGGCAAUGGUGGCCAGGGUCAGCCCGGUCCCGGCAUGGUCGAUUCGCGGGCCGUAUCUGUGGUGGUCUCACUACCAGGCGGGCCUGGUAAUCAACAUCCGGGCCAGGCCUUAAGCGAUUAUGGUCCUAUAUAGUUAAUGGUACGGCCAGAUACAAAUCACUGGGUAUCCACAAGUAGUUUUAGUCAA